This is a messenger RNA of Caenorhabditis briggsae, 1296 nucleotides long. The record is from RefSeq and is a predicted model, not a curated record. Gene Ontology annotation, biological process: carbohydrate metabolic process. The transcript has 7 exons. Gene Ontology annotation, molecular function: sedoheptulokinase activity. The coding region runs from base 1 to 1296 and encodes 431 amino acids. Lineage: Eukaryota; Metazoa; Nematoda; Chromadorea; Rhabditida; Rhabditidae. Gene Ontology annotation, cellular component: cytosol.
AUGACGAUUCACGUUGGCAUCGAUAUUGGUACAACUUCGGCAAAGUGUUGUGCAAGAAAGGGGAAUGAAGUGGUUUUGGAGAUCAAGCAGAUUUAUGAAAAGGAGGGAACGGAAAACGAAGAGAACGGAAUGCAAAAUCCAAAACUGAUAUUGAAAACUGUGAUGGGGUUGUUAGAGAAAAUCCAAUCCCAAAUUCAACACGAAAAUCUUCAAAUUUCCGACAUUUGGACAUGCGGACAAAUGCAUGGAAUCGUUUUUUGGAACCAAGAUUCCAUUGCAGAUUUGGAUUCUCUAAUCCAUUCUUCUCUCUAUAAUUGGACCUACAGUAUUCCUUCUGAUUUCUUGAAGAGCCUUCCAAAAUGGGAUUAUGGAGAAUUGCAUCCCGGAUUUGGUUUGGUCACAAUCGCUUGGCUUUAUCAUUCUGAUAAGGAUUUGUUGAAGAAUUUCAAUCGAUGCGGAACGAUUAUGGAUCUUUUCCUGACUUAUCUCACACAAAACUCUCAAACGUUUAUCAGUCAUCACAACGCCCAUAGUUGGGGUUACUGUACUCGAGAAGGCACUUGGCAGAAUGAAACCCAUGAAAUUAUUCCUAGUUGGAUUCGUAUUCCAAAAAUCACAAAGAACUGUUCAGAAGUUGUGGGAGCUUGGAAUAAAAUCCAGUGCCACGUCCCUUCUGGUGACCUUCAAGCAUCUGUUGCAUCACUCGAAUACUUUGAGAACACUGCUUAUAUAAUUCUAGGAACUUCUGCUCAAUUGUGUUGUCUUGUGGACCCGAAUCAGCUCGAGACUACCGUACUACCACCUACAGUGGUUCAACUACCGUACUCCGAAAAGAAGCAUCUGAUUGCUGGGUGUGCAAUGAAUGGAGGGAAUGCUCUAAAAUCGAUGCUCAAAAUGCGUAAACCCGAGAAUUAUUCAUCAGACCAUCUUCAUAAACUUCUUCAGGAACUCGAUCAUUCACCUCCAUCUGAUAUGCCAUCUGAUUUACUAAUUGACCCGAUGUUCAUUCCGGAACGAGGUGUUACCAAAAAACUUCUCAUCGAGAAUAUCAAGCCAGAAACGACAGAUGAGCAAUCGCUGGAAGCCACUCAUCAGGGAAUCGUCAACAAUCUGUUCUAUCUAUUCCCUAUCUCCCUGUUGACCGAAUUAAACAUCAAACGACUGGCUCUGGUUGGUUCGGCGCAAUGUCCACGAUUUCGACGUCAUAUCGAAUAUGCUAAAAACUUCUCUUUUGUCACACCAAAAUCAGAGAUUUCGACACCAUUCGGUGCUACAAACUUUUCGCAAAUUCAAUAG